Molecule: messenger RNA, 1752 nt
Organism: Prunus armeniaca (apricot)
Lineage: Eukaryota; Viridiplantae; Streptophyta; Magnoliopsida; Rosales; Rosaceae
Source: the annotation of a GenBank genome assembly
AUGCAAGACACGGAUGCAAUAAUAAAAAAUCUUCAAGAAGAUCUGAAAGGGAAAAGAUAUUUGCUCGUACUGGAUGAUGUGUGGAACGAAGAUUCUGAAAAAUGGAAUGACUUGAUGAGUUGUUUGUUAAGUGUUAAAGAUACCCAAGGAAGCAACAUUCUUGUCACUACCCGGAGUGCGAGGGUUGCAUCAAUUUCACAGACACUUUCUAGGUAUGAUUUGCAAAAAUUAUCAGAUGAUCAAUGUUGGCUUAUUUUGAAGGAUAGAGCAUUUCCAAAUGAGAGUGAUCCUACUUUAAAUGAAGAUGAAGAGAGAAUUGGAAGGGACAUCGCCAAAAAGUGUGGAGGUAUUCCAUUAGUUGCAAAGGUUUUGGGAAGUAUGAUGCAGUUCAAAGAAAUUGAUGGUUGGCGGGUAAUUCAAGAAAGUACAAUAUGGGAUUUACCUGAAGAAGAAAAAAGAAUCUCCUCAGUUUUGAAGUUGAGUUUUGAUGAAUUGACAUCACCAACUUUGAAACAAUGUUUUGUCUAUUGCUCAAUGUUCACCAAAGAUUUUGAAAUUGAAAAGGAUGACUUGAUUCAACUUUGGAUGGCUCAAGGAUUGCUUCACCCUUCUCCCAACAAUAGUGAUCUAGAGAUGGAGGAUGUGGGAAAUCAAUAUUUCAAUAUUCUGUUGGAGAACUCUUUUUUUCAAGAUGUUAGAAUGGAUUACUAUUAUGGUACUAUUAUUGCCACAUGCAAGAUACACGAUCUUGUGCAUGAUCUUGCAGAAGAUGUAUCAAAAUCAAAGACCAAGGGCUCCAAUGAGAUUCGACAUGUGCCGCAGAAUUCAACCAUAGAUCUACAAGAAAUUCCAAAAGGAAUUGUUCAUAAAAGGAGUCUGAUAUUUGAUGAGUUGCCAAAUUCAAUUGGAAAGCUGAAACACUUGAGAUAUCCAGUUGGCAUGGGGCGGUUGAAAAAUCUGCGAUCAUUAUCCUUUUUCAUUGUGGGUAAGGAGGGAGGUCGUGGAAUAAAGGAGCUGGGUGGCUUAAAGCAUUUGAAAGGCGAAUUAUCUAUUUCUGAUCUGAAGCAUGUGAGAGAUGGAGAAGAAGCAAAGGAGGCAAAGUUGGCGGAGAAGACAAACAUACGUAGACUAGAGUUGGAAUGGUCGCAGACGAAGACAGGUCAAGGGUCAUCAAUAAUGACAGGGAUAUUAACUGUUGAAAAUGCAAAGAACCUAACUGAAUGGACGGAAGAAGCUGCAAAGUUGGAGAUAGAUUCCAUGAAUAGCGGCAUGCCGAUAGCUAAUAUUAUAAGCACUCAACUGACAACUCUUACUCGUCUCACAAUAAAGAAGAUAAGGGGACUUGUUUCUCUGCCGGAAGGGAUGUUAAAAAACAACAAGAAUCUUGCAUAUUUGGAGAUAAGAGAUUGUCCUGAGUUCAUUUGUAUUGCUGCCGAUGUAUAUGGUUGUUGCGCAUCCCUUGAGUCACUGCGUAUUUAUUCCUGUCCUAAUCUUAGGUCUUUGCCUCAUGGGCUAGAACACUGCACCUUUCUUAAGGAGUUGACUAUAGCUCAUUGUGAAAGUUUGGAGUGCAUCCCAGUUACAAACGGCCUCCCAUCCCUCUGCGAAUUAUAUAUUUCAAAUUGUGAUGAAUUAUCAAGCCUACCGAGUGGGUUACAACAUUGUACCUCUCUUGAGCACUUGUCUAUUUACUCUUGCCGGAAUCUCGAAGCUAUUCCAAUCACACACGGCCUCCCAUCCCUCCGCAAUUAG